This is a messenger RNA of Ooceraea biroi (clonal raider ant), 4170 nucleotides long. RefSeq lists its product as uncharacterized. The record is from RefSeq and is a predicted model, not a curated record. Lineage: Eukaryota; Metazoa; Arthropoda; Insecta; Hymenoptera; Formicidae.
AGGGUUUCUGUCAACUACGAACUGCCGAUGGAAAAGGUUCUCGAGUACUUGUAAUAACGCUUGGAACUCACCUGCACGCGAGUGCACGGUGUCACGCAUGUACGUAGGCAUCGACGCCGCACGCGAGUUCCCCUCGGAGUCAGAAAGUGGAUGGGGUGGGAUGCAUGAGAACAAAUUUGUGACGCGUCAUUUUUGGGUGAAAUCAUUUUUGUUGGUCCUGUGGAGAAUUCUUACAAGAUAAGAAGCGAGAUAAGAAUUCGCGGCAAAAAAGUUUUGAAAUCGAGGGACUCGCGAUGCAAUGAGACUCGACAAAGUCGAUGAACCGUCGUGUGAUUGAGAGUGACAGUGCGCUCACGAGGAUACGCAUGAGGAUUCACCAGUGAUAGGAUACAGUGACGAUAGCCAAUCUGCUGAAAAGUGCGCUCCUGUUGUUGUCCGGAUCGAUAGAAUAAUUCAGUGCAACGCAAAGAAUCAUGUUCGCUGGUGCAGAAAAGCACCGCGGCGAAAGAAGGUAGGGGUGGACAGUCGCGAUCGCGGCACGUGGCCUGGGGCGAAAGUGUCACGUGGAUGGUGGUGCAUCUCGUUCGAACUCGUCGCGCCCGGAACGCCGCAUUCCCGCGAGGAGUCGGAAAGAUCGCAAAAAGUACCGAAUUACGAGAAACACUGACACAACGCUGGGAAAAGAACCGCGCGACAAAGAGAGAGAGUGCAUAAAACUGCGAGAUAAAAAAUGCACACUCGCUGAUUCCUGACAAUCCGUUUUUUCUGUCCGCCGUGUAACGGAAUAAGGGCGGAAAAUAAAGUGUAGAUCAGGCGCGCGGCGGACGAUCGCGAGCGCCGGAUGAAAUUUGCGAGUGAGGAGUUUCGCGCCGCUGCGCUCGUGAGGCAACGCGGCUUUCGCUUUGAUACAACUAACGAACCGCGGCCGGAAGAGGAGUCAGUUCAUCAACGAUGACGAGUCUUUGGUGAAGUGAAAACAUUCCGUUUGUUCUCCGAGCGCAUUCUCCAGCCAACUUCCGAGAGGAGGGCCCGGUGCGAAACUCGGCUGCUCGAGGCUCCUCGCGUCGGCUUUCGCGUCGCUGUGAGUAAUUAUCCCGCGCUAAUUAACAGAGAUCACGGGAAACGACGAAGACGGCGCUAAUGCCAUUCGCGUCACGGGGAGAAGACGUCGCGUCAUGCGUGAAGAAAAGAUAAGCGUCGUGAGGAGGCGAUCCGUUUGAUACACGAGUGCUCGCGGUGUGGCGCACACCUGGACAAGGUGUGCAAAACAGAAAGAAACGGGGGAGACGUCGAGGCUACUCGCAUAAAAAGUUAGCGAGCGCACCCGAGGGAGAGAGUUCGGAGGAAGUUGCGGAGAGGACGAGAAACGUUGCAGGACAACGAGGAAAGCGACGCUCGUCGUCUAACAACUGACGAUAAAAGGAAGACCGUUAAGCCUGGAAAGACCCCUGCGGAAUGACCGAAGUAAGCCGGAGUAACGACGAAACUAUCCUCGCACGACUACAGGAAAGCUGAGCGUAGUUAUCGCGCUGGCCUAAAAAAACACGUGGCGACGUCGAAAAACAUCCCCGCCCGCGCGAGCAAUCAAGGGAAUCUUCUUCCCCCUCGUUGAUCAAAUAAAUCGCCGGAUAAGUAUCGUCAGGAUAAAAAGCCCGGCGUGAUAGAUUCAAUUUUGAUUGGGCUCGCGGGGGGGUGCGGAUCGCUGCGAUACAACAGCUGCUGCCCGCGGGGUGCCGCGGCCAAUCUUUACCGUAUCCGCGAGUUUCCCAAGGAGCGAAAUAAGGAAAGGCGCUACAUUUCGUAGCGCGAAAAUAAAUCACGACGAGAGCGCCGACAGAGAUUCCGCUCGUUCCAUUAAAUCCGAACGCAAGAUGGAGUUUCUUUUUUCACGCUAAAACGACGCGAUCGGUAUUCGAGAUCUUUUUGAGAAGCUCAGGACUCCGGGAGGAAUCCCCCCAGAGGAUCAAGAAAAAGGGAACGUAGCAGAAACAUCACGGCGACGACAAAUCGGCGUACGCGAAGGAAUCCCGGUUCGGGGGAAUCGCGGCAACGCGACUUCCGUCCGUGCGCAGACGUCCGGCUGUUUCUAAAGUACCGCAGAAGCGAAAAGAAGAACGGAAGUGUCUCUCUGUGCGAUCUUUGCGGACUGUCAUCCCGGAAACGUGCAGAUCGAAGGGGGUCGAGGCGGCGGCGGCAGCAGCGGACACGAUUAAGUGAAAAUUCCCGACGGCGCAAAUUCUCGAGCGACUCUCUUUCCUUCUCCCAUGUAGAAACGGCUCCACGGUAGAAACGGCUGCGAUUAUCCGCCCACCGCGCAAAUGUCAAGUGAACGAUGAAGUACUCGACAGCGUAGACGACGAAGAAGCGGCGCACCACUCGCACGCAGCCGGCGAAUUGUACUCCAGGUGCGGCAAGUGUCCGACUAAAAUGCAGCUCGUACUACUGUCGCUCGUGCUCUGCGCUUCCUUGAUGACAGGUAACGGGUUGCAGAUUCAAACGCUGGAAGUACCCAACAUUGCUGAUCCGAGAUGGGAAAAGGUGACGCUCAGGUGCAAAUACGAUCUCGGUGGCAAAGAUCUCUACUCGGUGACAUGGUACAAAGACGGCAUCGAGUUCUUCAAGUUCAUGCCCGGCUCGCCUGGACGAGAGUACUACGUCGACGGGGUGCAUGUCGACAUCAGUCACAGUGAUCACGAGAAAGUGACACUUCUCGGCCCGAACACGCGAAAAGGUAAGGCCAAUCUGGCGGGCUCUUACGGCUGCGAGGUGUCAUCCGAAGGACCGAAUUUCCAGACGGACUAUAGGGUGGCGAACAUGAGCGUAGCAGUGCCUCCCAAGGGGCCGCCGAUACUCGACGGGGUGCGACCUUCUUACGAAGUCGGGGAGAUCCUCGAAGCGGAGUGCACGUCGGGGUUGAGUUACCCCCCGGCAGUUUUAACGUUCAUCUUGAACGGUAAAGAGGUGAACAGAGCUUUAACCAAGGACUUGCAGGCUGGCUAUAUAGACGGAAGCGUGAUAUCCUCGACGCGAUUGGGAUUGACAGUGCGCCUGGAACGAUACCAUUUUCCCGGCGGCAGUCUGAGUCUGGUCUGUCGAUCGACACUGCCAGGAAUCGCCAACAGUAUGGCCCAGGAGACAUCCAGAAUCGCGACUCUCGCCGCCAGCAACCAACGUCUCGCUCAAGAACCACCCAAAUCGGGCUCGAGGUCAAAGUUCGAGUCCUAUCCGGCUCUGAUCUGUUGGCUGGUGCUCAUGAUUCACGCGAUUCACGAAUCUCUGCGUGUUUAACGUUGCUCCUUCGAAUGCAAUUGGCCAAGCCAAUGUUUUCCAGAAGGAGAGAAACGAAAAAAUCUACAAAAUGCUGUUUAGUGCAUACGUCUCUGCUCGGUUCCCGUGAUAUCGGGAAAAUGUCGCAUAUCGUCAUCAGCUUCUGUCUACGUGUUAAUCGACGUCGAUCGCGAUGUCGGCGGAUGCACGUAGUCUCCAGGGCGCAACCCCGAUGAGCGCGAUACACGUUCAUCCGGCGUCCUGAAUCCUUCGCGCGUCCCGUACACGUUCACUCGCAUGUAUACACAGUGUUAGAACACCCCGUAUAUCGUGUAGCGGACAACCUCGGAGGUACGACGAUAGCAAUACACCACUACGUAAAGUAGGUCGGAAACGCGGACGCAGCGGCGUUGUACAUAGUGUAUAAUUGUGAAUUAGUAUUACAAAUUAUAUCGUGUAUAAUUUUAACUGGAUGGACUGGGGGGAAGGGAGAGGGUGGAGGCGGAAGAAGACGAUGGAGAACAUACAAUGAAAGUAACGUAUUCGUGCGUCUGCAGGGACGCGCAAGGAAUCACGAGCAAUUAUUCUGUGCGAAGGGGGGAAAGUGACGCGGUUGAAGUAUCGCGUUCGAGAGGGCACCUAUCAUUCGUCUCGAGACCAGAAGCAUAGUUUAAUAAAAAUAUAAAUGUACGCGAGCCCUAAACGCGGCUCGACUUCGACGUAUAGCGUAAUGUGUGGUUAACUCGAUUAUAUUUUCCACAUUUCUGAUCUUCCUCGACGGCGUGCAAAGUUCCACGUGUGAUGUAAGGGAUGUGACGCUUUUGUUUCACUGUACUUUUACAUGAUCCAAGUCUCGUCGUUAUCAUCGAACUGAUUGCAGUAAUAAAAACAUGGUUUAAUCAA